Messenger RNA from Cajanus cajan (pigeon pea), 571 nucleotides. RefSeq names its product putative small nuclear ribonucleoprotein G. Gene Ontology annotation, cellular component: precatalytic spliceosome; U1 snRNP; U2-type prespliceosome. Gene Ontology annotation, molecular function: RNA binding. NCBI's taxonomy places the organism in Eukaryota, Viridiplantae, Streptophyta, Magnoliopsida, Fabales, Fabaceae. Gene Ontology annotation, biological process: spliceosomal snRNP assembly; mRNA splicing, via spliceosome. The record is from RefSeq and is a predicted model, not a curated record.
UUGAAAUACGAAGAGAGGGAACCAAACCAUAUCGAAUCAAAUCAUUACCUAGAACCGAAAGUUAGGGUUUAAGGUUCGUUUGUCUCAUCUCAUCAUCAUGAGCAGAUCAGGACAACCACCGGAUUUGAAGAAGUAUAUGGACAAGAAGCUUCAGAUCAAACUGAAUGCAAACCGCACGAUUGUUGGUACUCUCCGUGGCUUUGACCAGUUUAUGAAUUUAGUUGUUGACAAUACUGUGGAAGUGAAUGGCAAUGAGAAAAAUGACAUAGGGAUGGUGGUUAUCAGAGGAAAUAGUGUGGUCACUGUUGAAGCGCUUGAGCCCGUGAACAGGAGCUGAUUUCGUGUGAACAUUUAUAAGAAUUUUUUCAUGUUUCAACGGUUGUGUAUUUGAACAACGUAGCUAUUGAGGGUAACUUGUAAUUGGGAAUCAUAAUAGAAUCACGUUGGCCAGUAAUUUGGGGUUCAUUUUCUGGCAAAAUUGUCGGGUGGGAUAACUGUAGUGAUUUAGUGUGAUUGCUGUGAUUUGACCCUAUUGAAAAUUUGAAAUAUAUCACUUUUAGCUGAUUUCUCA